Molecule: messenger RNA, 1684 nt
Organism: Erpetoichthys calabaricus (reedfish)
Lineage: Eukaryota; Metazoa; Chordata; Cladistia; Polypteriformes; Polypteridae
Gene: mbd2
Product: methyl-CpG binding domain protein 2
Exons: 7
Coding region: 360-1172 (270 amino acids)
Molecular function (GO): DNA binding
Source: RefSeq, a predicted model, not a curated record
UGGCUCCUUCGGGAGGGCUCUCUCUGCAUGUCGUCACGCGGGGCGGGGAGAUCGCCGGUUGCCAGGCGCUAUGUGUCACUGGGAAGUGUAGAAAUUUCGGAGCGUCACGUCAGUGUCUCCUCCAUCGCCGCCGCUGCGGGCUGGAGGUGUGGGCUCCUUGCAGAGUAGGGCAGGGUAGGGCAGUGCGGAGCGGAGCGGCGCUCUACUGCUCUGAGUGCAGUCCUAGGGCAGGCUGGUAGGGGCAGCUGAAAAAUUGCUCUUAAGUUUAUACCCAUCUGUGUAUUUGACAUCACUUCUAUAUAAACACAGUCUAGAUUACUUAUUACGGUGUGUGGGCUACGGCAAAAAAAAUAUUGUAAAUGAUUAUGGAAAGGAAGAGGAUGGACUGCCCGGCUUUACCCCCGGGGUGGAAGAAAGAAGAAGUGAUCCGGAAGUCCGGACUGAGUGCUGGCAAAAGCGAUGUCUACUACUACAGUCCCAGUGGUAAGAAAUUCAGGAGCAAGCCCCAGCUGUCUCGUUACUUGGGGAACACUGUUGAUCUCAGCUGUUUUGAUUUCCGCACUGGGAAAAUGAUGCCCAGUAAAUUACAGAAGAGCAAACAAAGACUGAGAAAUGAUACUCUUAGUCAAUCCAAGGGCAAACCAGACUUAAACACAGCACUUCCUAUAAGACAAACGGCUUCCAUUUUUAAGCAACCUGUAACCAAAAUAACCAACCAUGAAAAUAAUAAAGUAAAGACCGAUCCUCAGAGGGCCACUGAACAGCCACGUCAGCUUUUCUGGGAAAAGCGAUUACAAGGUUUAAGCGCAUCAGAUGUAACCGAACAGAUCAUUAAAACUAUGGAUCUUCCCAAAGGUUUACAAGCUGUUGGUCCAGCAAAUACAGACCGAACGUUGCUUUGUGCGAUUGCGAGUGCUCUGCAUACCAGCUCUGCACCAAUUACAGGACAGCUGUCUGCAGCAGUUGAGAAGAACCCAGCCAUAUGGCUGAACACAUCUCAGCCCCUCUGCCAAGCUUUUACGAUCACAGAUGAUGACAUUCGGAAACAAGAAGAAAAGGUCCAUCAGGUAAGGAAGAAGUUGGAAGAAGCACUAAUGGCUGAUAUUUUGGCUCGUGCUGCUGAGUCAACAAAGGAUACAAGUUUGCAGAUGGAUGGCAGAAGAAAUACAUAGGAACAGGUUUAGAAAUUCCUGUUUUUGCACCAGAAGGAAGACCUCAAAACUCACAAGAAAAUACUGAUAAGCAUCAUGUCUAAUGAAACCAGGAGGGCCCAGGCGCAGUUGUGAUACCUUUCUAAUUACCAGCUUAAACCAAGGCAUCUUUUAAUUGUUUCGUUGUACAUAUCUAUAUAUUAUUUCAGAGUAAUGUUUAUUUUAUGGCCAAUAUGACUCAUUUUAUAUUGAAUAGCACAUUUUAAUGUAAUAAAUAAAUUAAAGAAAUAUUCAUAAAUAUAAGCCAGACUGCAAUUUUCUGGAUAUGUAUUGGAAGUUUUUUUUUUAGCUUUUUUUUUGUUGGUACUGCUUUUUUAACCAGAAAGGGAUAUAUUGUCAGGGUUUUUACUGAAAUGGACAUAAUUUUUGAACUGAUGGGCAUUUAUUUAACAAAACCGAUUUAUAUUCUAAAUAGAGAGAAUCCCUGUACAUUCUUGUGUCUAUGUAAAGUAAAUAAAUGACUAUAUUCACAA